This is a messenger RNA of Eleginops maclovinus (Patagonian blennie), 3247 nucleotides long. RefSeq names its product olfactomedin-like 2Ba (gene olfml2ba). Gene Ontology annotation, biological process: signal transduction. The record is from RefSeq and is a predicted model, not a curated record. NCBI's taxonomy places the organism in Eukaryota, Metazoa, Chordata, Actinopteri, Perciformes, Eleginopidae.
UCUCUCUCAGAGUGCACGGCUUCACUGCUCUGCACAUUAACCUGCGAUCACUGACAAUGGAUAGGAUGGCAUCGCGCUAUAAAGCUUAAUCCCGCUUUCUGAUGGAUUGUCUGCAUACACCUGUCUGAUUUUGGAGCCAGAAGUAGGCUAUGCAAUUGUGUUGGCAGCUGAAGUGAUUUGCAACAGGCUGUGCCUGCUUGCAUACUUGCAGUAUUUCUUUUUCUUUAUUUCGGUGCUCUGUGAGCCUCACAAUGUAUAAGUUAUGCAUUACUAUCGUCUUGUGCUGUGCGUUUUUUCCAUGGUGCUCUGCAGCGCCAAAGACCUUGGGUGCAGAUCCCAGGUCAGAUUUUGAGGCAGAGAAUAAUGAAAGGCUUCAGGACGAGAUAGCUGGCCAGGAGAGCAUCCUCUCUAAGCUGCUGGGUGAUUAUGACAAAGUGAAAGCCCUCUCGGAAGGCUCUGACUGUCGGUGUAAAUGUGUUGUCAGACCCCUGAGCAGGAGCGCCUGCCGGCGGAUAGAAGAAGGGAGCGCCACCGAGCAGGACUUCUACACAGUGGAGACUAUCACAUCUGGACCAGAGUGCAAGUGUGCCUGCAUCGCUCCUCCGUCAGCAGUCAAUCCGUGCGAGGGGGAGUUCAGGCUGAAAAAACUUAGAGAGGCUGGGAAAGAGAAUGUCAAGCUUUCCACUAUCCUGGAGCUGCUGGAGGGCUCUUUCUAUGGGAUGGAUCUACUCAAGUUGCACUCCAUUACCAAUAAGCUAGUGGAUCGCAUGGACCACAUGGAAAAGGCAGUGUCUCUGAACCACAAUGUGGAUGAGGUGAAGCCCCAGGAAAGUCCUUCAAUCCAGGCAAAAGCAACUGAAAGCCUUCCAACUGUUCCCUCACGACAACAUCAGGACAAGAGAAGACUCAGUGAGGAAAAGCAUGAGGAGCAGUUUAUUGGGGAAAAUCCGUCGUUCUUACAGACAGACGGUUCUACUCAGAUCAUUGAGGUCAAACCUCUGGUAACCUCGAAACCCCCGGAUAACAAGGAGGCUGCUCAGGUGUUGAAGACUGGCCCCAACGGUAUGAUCAUCAGAGGAAUGACUUUUUAUAAAUCCGAGCCAGAUCCGAUGGUGGCGGAUGACGGGGAUCCCGGAGAGAACUUGUUUGAGUAUCAUGGAUUCAGUGGUGAUGGCCCCAUUAACCUGUUCAUUGAGGAGAAUCUUCUUGAACACAGACCCCAGCGCCCAAGGACCAGAGCAGGACCACGAUCAUCUCGACCACAGACAACAGGUCCUUUGCAGGGUUCCUUAGAAACAAACCAAUCUACAAAACCGAUAGGAACUGAGCCCAGCUCAAACAUUAAUGAGUUCACCAGCGGCAUUGGAACCACAACCAGAACCAUCACGUUUGGACCAACAACUACCACACAAACAACAAAGACUGCAGACACUGCACCUCAAACUACUCAAAGAGACACUCAGCGAACAAUCCCUCUGAUGACUGAACCUGGCACCAGUUCUUUCAGCACCACUGCCAAGGAAACAACCAAAACUACCAUGAACACAACCCAGCGGGCUGAAAUUACAACCUCAUGGGAAACCCUAACUGCAUCCACAACAAGAAACACACUAACCACAAUGGUGGGAACUUCUACCCAGGAGGCGAUAGACCAAAAUCGGACUUUACCUGGUAGCACUGCAGCUCACACAAACACACCAAACCCCACCACAGAGGCUUCAACUACCAGUCCCACGUCCGCUAUGACCAUUACAACUCAUGCUGCCCCAACUGUAGCAGCAACACACCCCACACUAGCUUUAACACCGGCUAUUACCACACAGGCUGCUAGCACAACACCAGAAGAAGAAACUCAAUCCUUUUACUUUCCAGCCAUGACUUUGCCUCCUACUACCACCCAGAGAGUUACGACUUUGCCUCCCCACACUACUCUGGCUGCCACCACACCUGGGACUACCUCUUCUCCAACCACCACCACCACCACCACAACAACAACCACCACCACUACUACCACUACAAAGCAGGCUGAUCCAGUCAAACAGAAAUACAAAAUCAGCUGGGAAGAGGAAGAGGGGGAGCAGGGAAACAGGGAAUCAGAAGAGCCGAUGCAAAGGCAGGAGGAAUCUCGCCCCAAAAAACCUGGGGAGUGUAAGGACACUUUGGCAACCAUCUCAGAGCCGGUAACUCACAACACUUAUGGGAGGAAUGAAGGAGCGUGGAUGAAGGAUCCAAAGUCGGAUAAUGACAAAAUAUAUGUCACUAACUUCUACUACGGGAACAAUCUCCUGGAGUUCCGCAACCUGGAUGUUUUCAAACAGGGCCGUUUUACCAACUCAUACAAGCUACCUUACAACUGGAUCGGCACAGGCCAUGUUGUCUACGACGGGGCUUUCUUCUACAACCGCGCCCUUUCCCGAGACAUCAUCAAGUUUGACCUGCGUCUGCGUUACGUGGCCGCCUGGACGAUGCUGCACGAUGCUCUGGUGGAAGAUACGUCGUCGCUGGGGGAGUGGCGCGAUCACUCAGAAGUCGACUUUGCCGUGGACGAUAGUGGGCUGUGGAUCAUCUACCCGGCCCUGGACGAUGAGAGCUUCUUACAGGAAGUGAUCGUUCUGAGUCGGCUGACCUCGGACCUCACCAUGCAGAGGGAGACCACCUGGAGAACCGGGCUCAGGAGAAACCACUACGGCAACUGCUUCAUCGUGUGCGGCGUCCUGUACGCUGUUGACAGCUACAACAUAAAGGACGCCAGGCUGGAAUACGCCUUCGACACGCACACAAACACUCAGAUGACUCCCAGGAUGCCCUUCACCAACAACUACACCUACACCACGCAGAUUGACUACAAUCCCAAAGAGGGGGUUUUGUAUGCGUGGGACAACGGACACCAAGUCACGUAUAACAUCAAGUUCGCCUUUGUAGACCCUUAAUACGGAGUCAACGGUAGUUAUAUUAAAAAGCUUAUUCUAUGGUUCGAGUGGAUUGUAGAUCAGUCCAAAUGGUCCUCAGUACGGAGACAAAUGGGGGUCAAUGUACAAAUAUACUUAAGUGUAUUUUUCCAAAAUGGUUUUGUUCCUAUUAAGACAUUUUACAUUUCUUACCUGAAGUCUGGUUCCUCAGUCAAUGCAUCAAGUUGUGUUGUUUAUAUCGCAAUUCUGUAAAAAAGCCCAGCGAGAUACAUUUCUGUAGAAAGGAUUCAGAACCAGUUUGUAUCACUCAUUAAAAAAAUAACAAUUCCCCUUUUCAA